Phaeodactylum tricornutum CCAP 1055/1 is the source of this 1649-nucleotide messenger RNA. RefSeq lists its product with no specific name. The transcript is spliced from 2 exons. Lineage: Eukaryota; Bacillariophyta; Bacillariophyceae; Surirellales; Neidiaceae. The coding region runs from base 3 to 1568 and encodes 521 amino acids. The record is from RefSeq and is a predicted model, not a curated record.
CCAUGAGUAACAACGACUUGGAAAGCCAACUCAAAGAGCUUUCGUACCAUGAUCAACUUGAGGAAAAAAUACGACAUUCUACCACACAAACCACUGUCAGUAUGAUUGAGAAACAGGAGAAAGCAGAAGAUCGCAAUGUGGAAACGGCGCAACGCGAUAGCGAAGCACUGAAGACAUCAAUCAACUCUCACGAAGCAACAUUACACAGCCCUCGCGAAGCUAGUAGUCGAAGUUUCCUGGCUGUGGCAACAGCUUCAUCACCACAUCCUUUGCGAACUUCCAACAGAAAUUCUCAAUCACCGUCUUUUCGCAAUCGAGACCAUCCCUGGAAGAAAGACGUCAUUGCAUUGUCUCCUGUGGGAUGGAGGAGACAAGUGGAAGCCAUGUUACACUGCUGCGACGAGUCUCCGAGCCGCCUACAAAAACGCGAUGCCGAUAGACUUUCUUGCGAAAAAAUUGAGGCGAAAGCAAAACCCAUUGGUCAGGCUUUAGAAAAUACUGACGAAAAAUGCAAGUUGGUCGAUAAAGUAGCACAGUCGUUAGUGCCAUUUCACGACUUGGUCACUGAUCCGAAACCCGCCAUCGACAAUCUGGCCCCGACCCCAUCAGGUGGCUUGCCUACGUUGGCCACUGACGGCGACUCAGGUAUAGUAGCAUGUUCUUCGGAAGACUCUAUACUGGACAACGGCACUCCUGCACUAUCCCCAAAGGAGUCUCUCUUGGAUGAUUCCACUGUAUCUGCCGCUGAAACGCUCCUUGACGGAGACCCUGUUUCUUCAAAAGACUCGCUGUUGGAUGGGGCCAGUACAGAAUCUUUCGUGAGGAAAUCUUCCCUAACACGAUUGACAAACUUUUUGAAAGACCAACCACAAACAAAACCACUCGAUGAUGCGUUCGCCGUCUUGAAACCCAAAUCGGAAUACAACGAACGUCCCCGAGCCGGGGCUUCGGCUGUCCUCAAGUUUUGGUCUUCCACAAGCACUGAAGAGGAGGAGGAGACAAAAUCCGGGAUAGACAAAGACGGCGAUGCAGAAUCAAUGGAUCCCUUCUCUGUAAAUCCCCCGAUAAAAAGUCUGUCUGUUCGCGAAAGUCCUUUGCGCAACGAAACGAAACCACCGGAACUAGAUCCUUUCAGUAUCGACGCGGUGGCAGCCUUAGAAGUGUCUCGUGCACAACACUACGACCGCGAGCCCUCGACAUUCGACCCUUUUUGGGAAGAAACGACGUCCGAACCGGCAGUAGACUUUGGCGGCGGAAACAAUUUUUUCAGCUCGACUCCCGACCCUUUUGCCGACUUCGACGUGCCUUCCAAGCGUUCGUCGCUUCCCGUUCGAGAGUCAUUUUCUCCGCCAAUAUUUACAGUAGUUGCUUCCCAUGGCGACCCCAAUAAUUGCCAGCCUGGUGGCCAGACGGAGAAGUUCAGUCGUUUGGCUCCACCCUCGGGGUCGAUGGAUUCGGCCAGCGAUAUCGAACCCCACGUGUGGAGUUUCGAAGUGGACGAUCCCUUCGCUAUGGACCACCAAGCCAAGCCUGUUUCGACCCCGAAAUCUGUAAGCUGUCCUAUGUAGUUAAAUCGUGUGAUUGCGAUAGUAGCAAGUCUACCUAGCGAGAUUGCUUACCUUGGUAUUGUUUGACUGAUUACCUAUUUC